AUGCUACAGGCAAAAUUUCUGUCCCAGGAUCAAAUUAAUGAGUUCAAGGAAUGUUUUUCCCUGUACGACAAGAAACAAAAAGGCAAGAUAAAAGCCUCCGACCUGAUGGCAGUGAUGCGGUGCCUGGGAGCCAGCCCGACGCCGGGAGAGGUGCAGAGACACCUGCACUUGCACAAGAUCGACAGAAAUGCUGAGCUGGAUUUCUCCACUUUCCUGAAUAUCAUGUACAGGCAGACGAAGCAGGAGGAACCCGAGACGGAAAUCCUCACGGCCUUGUCCAUGAUAGACAGGCAGAAGAAAGGCGUUAUCACCGUUUCGGAGCUGAGAGCCAAGCUUACAAGACUGGGAGAAAAGCUUUCCGAGGAAGAAGUUGAUGACCUGUUAAAAGAAGCCAAAGUUGGACCAAAUGGAACGAUAAAAUACGAAGAAUUUGUCCGCAUCAUUUGUCUUCCUACUGCUGACUACUGA
Messenger RNA from Tauraco erythrolophus (red-crested turaco), 468 nucleotides. RefSeq names its product calmodulin like 4 (gene CALML4). Lineage: Eukaryota; Metazoa; Chordata; Aves; Musophagiformes; Musophagidae. The record is from RefSeq and is a predicted model, not a curated record. Gene Ontology annotation, molecular function: calcium ion binding. Gene Ontology annotation, cellular component: myosin II complex.